GGAGCGGAAGUAGAGAGCCAGCAGCCAUGAGAGCCUCAGCCAGCGUGCCUGCUGCUAACUGCUAGCCGCUAGCUACUUGUCAAAGCUCACUUUCUUGCCUUGUUUUUGGAAAAGACGGCACUUUGCAGUAAGAAUCUCACUCAAAUAAGACUUUAUUCCAAACUUUAAAGCUGAAGAAAAGACGAUGGAGUCCAUGGUUGGUGAUUUCGACUCACUGAUGGAAUAUGAUGAGGAAGAAAAGACAGAGUUGCUUGACAAAGAGGAGAGUGUAGAUGUGGAAGAUGCCCCCCCGCCAAUAACAGUCAUCCCCAUCCCAGUGCUGUCGGUCAACAGCUGCAGCCCCUCCACACUCAACAACACAAUAAAGUCAUCAGACGCUCUUCUCAGCUUCUUCGUCAAUGGUUGCCAUGUCCACCCUGCGGGGGGCACUACAAAGUUGAAGCUGCACUUUCAUCCUGGCGGGACAUGCAGCGGCUUCGUCACGGUUCACGUGAUGCCUUCUGCCGCUAUCGCGCCACCUGCGUCUGAUCCCACCCUCAUCAUCACAGGUGUGGUCUCGGGUGAAGCUGCUCAAAAAGUUCUUAAUGAACACAAGUUGAACAGCAUUACCCAGAAGCCUCAGCUCGAUUCCUCUACUGCCAACAUCACGAGCAGACCUGCAGCUUCCAAAAAUUUUAUACCCAGAGGUACCGACCGUCCUUUAAAGUGUCCGGUAUGCUCCUCUCACUACAAACUGAGUGUAGAGCUGCGAGGGUUCAUAUGUCUGUGCAGUCCAAUUAUCACAGAGAGUCUGCAGAAGCUGAAGAAACAACAGCAACAGCAAAGGAGGAAGAAACACCGGAGGCACAAGGAGAAGGCCAACAAAGUUUCCAGGACUCACAAAGUCGCCUCCUCUGUUGACGUUACCUCGCCGCUCCACCAGACGCCCUGCCUCUCUGAUGAUGUGCUCCCAGAUCAGUUGUCAAGCCCCUCCGCUCCCAGUACCCCCAGGCUCAUCCAGGAAGAACCAGAAGCCCAUCCUUGCAAGCUUUUCAUCAUGGUUGAUGACUUCUACUAUGGAUGUGACGUGGGACGUCGCCACUUGGCUGAACACUUGCAUGGAGCCAGACACGUGGGACCUUAUCGCUGCAUCCACUGUCAUGAGACACUACCCAACAACAUCAAGUUGAUGUCGCACAUGAAGCUGCACGCCACCAAGAUGGACGCUGUGUCCUCUUGUCCUCACUGUUUCCGUCACUUCAGCUCUCUGUUGAUGCUGCAGUGCCACAUGGAUGCCGUCCACACUCAGUACGAGUCCACUGCAAAGUGCAAGAUCUGUGAACUUGAUUUUGUCAGUGAACCAUCCUUGUUGAUGCAUUUAAAGACCACUCAUAAAGUAGGAGAGAUGCCCUACAUCUGCCAGGUGUGUGACUUCAGGUCGUCGUUUUACUCAGACGUGUGGAAUCACUUUGAGGAAGUUCACGCGGACACCAAAAACCUCAUGUGUCCUUACUGUCUGAGAGUCCUAAAGAGCAGUUCCUGCUACCAGCAGCACUUUGCCAAACAUCAGGAAAAAAAUGUACUUGGCUGUGAUAAGUGUCGUCUUCACUUCCUGUACGUCAAAGAGCGCUUGCAGCACAAACGGGAGCACCACUGCACACACAUCACACCUACACAACUCAAAGGACUCAAACCUGGAACCAAGGUGACUGUCAGGAUGUACUCGGCACUUGCAGGAGUAGUGGGUGAGGAUGUUCACUCUAAAACACUUGUCCCUUGUAAGGUGGUAGAAGUUGGGGAGGCCCUACCCUCUCAGGAAAGUCUCAAGAAGAAACCGAGGGAGAGUUUGAGACACUUGUUAUGCAACCUCAGCAGCGAUGAAGAUGACGACAGCUGUCCUUUCCGUCGUUGUGUGGAAUGUCUGAAGUCCAUCGAGAAGUUCACCGCUCACUUCCCGUCUAUGGUCUGCUGCUCGUUGUGCACAUUUACCACGUGCUGCUCCAAUGCCUAUGCCAACCACAUGAUUAGAGAACACACCAUCUCCAAAAAGAUGCCUCACUACGACAGCAUCUUUCAGAUUCACACACGGCUGCAGGAGAAGUUGAAGUGCUUGUCGUGUUCGUACGUCACCCACAUAGGAGACAAGAUGGCCGCUCACCUGAUUGAGCAACCAGAACACCUGUGCGUCAUGUCAACACACUCGAAAACCAUUCUAAACGCUGAUGACAAUCCACCAAUGCAGAAUUCUGACAGUGUGGCAUUAUCAAGAGAUGUAGGAAAAGCCUUCGUCCCCGUCCACCUUCUGUCGUCCCAUCAGCCCAACCCCCAGUUGUCAAUCAAGGCUCUCACCGCCCCCUACGCCUUGUCCUCUCCUGCCGCCAUGACGAUUAAGUUCAUGGGGCCCUGCCCACCGCCUGAAGAGUUGACGGAGAAAAAACAGAAGGCGAAGCUUUCGUCCGUGACGCCGCCUUUGCUGCAAGAGCAACUCCUGUCUUACGAUGAGUGGGAGUGGCGUGUGGCAAUGUGGGUGCUGACUCGGCGUGAGCAGCAACUGCAGGUCAGCAAGGAGGUGUUGCUGCACACCGGCCAAAUUGCGGCACGAGGCAACGCUCGUGCGGCAGAGAGUUACCGGCGGGUCGUGGACUUCCUGUUGCAUGACCCUCAGCCGACCAACAAACAUGGCCACCUGCCCAGGAAGCUGUUGUUGGAGGUCAUGGAGAAGAGCCGCACCUUCAUCCUGUCUCUUUGCUCACAAAUCCAGAGCGCAGCUCUUCUUCCUCACUGCGUGGGUUUCAUGGACGAACUUACCAUCUAUGUGAACGUGGACAAGUUCUCCAAACAGAACCCAGCAGCCUUCAGUCUGCUAGGUUUGCCUGGCGAGAUGCCGCUCUUUGACGUGGUUCUGUCCGCCAUGUCCGAUGGAACCUCCCUCACGCCCAUGCUCUUCUAUCGAGGAGAGCCGAUGGACAUCCCGGCAGAAUUCCCAGACAACGUGCUGCUGGAGGCGCGGCCCGGCGGCUUCACUGACACCUUGCGCCUCCACACAUGGAUCCAAAAGGUGUGGCAUCACCGCCCGCCGUCCAAAAAGUCCAAGUCCCUGCUGAUGCUUGAUGUCUAUCGAGGUCACAUGACGGAUGAGUUUAAGAGCGACCUGAGCGCCGCCUCCACAGACCCUGUCUUCAUUCCUGCGGGGUGCUGCUCCCGCCUGCAGCCGCUGGAUGUGUGCGUGAAGCCCGUUCUGCACAACUUCUUGCAGUCCCGCUGGAAUAGUUUGGUCUUUCAAGGAGGUUUGGAGGGUCUGAGUCUGAACCAGCUGGCUCUGACUUUGACUUGCUGGCUCAGCGAGAUGUCGUCCACUCUGAGCUCAGACGCAAACAUCUUGAGAAGGUCUUUCGCCUCGGUGUGUCACCUGCAGAAGGAGCAGAAGGACGCCGACGUGAUGAUCCAAAUCCUGACUAGCAAGCUCGUCCAGCCUAUUCUUCCUUCUCCUCCUCGAUCAGUGCAGCUGGUGCUGGUUCUACAAGACAACAACCAAAGCCUGCACCAGAACCACAAGUCACAACUGGAUCAUGGUGACGCCAACUCUAACCAACAAAUGAAGACGUAAACUGUCACUUUGGCGACACCUGGUGGUCUUUUGUUAUUGUUCAAUUAUGGACUUCAUGUUAAUUCUGAGAAUUAAUGUUUGCUUUUAUGUUGCAGCAAAUAAAGAGAAUGUUUAAUGUCA
This is a messenger RNA of Nerophis ophidion (straightnose pipefish), 3706 nucleotides long. It is a transcript of the gene pogza, whose product is annotated as pogo transposable element derived with ZNF domain a. NCBI's taxonomy places the organism in Eukaryota, Metazoa, Chordata, Actinopteri, Syngnathiformes, Syngnathidae. Gene Ontology annotation, molecular function: RNA polymerase II cis-regulatory region sequence-specific DNA binding; DNA-binding transcription factor activity, RNA polymerase II-specific. The transcript has 25 exons. The coding region runs from base 185 to 3586 and encodes 1133 amino acids. Gene Ontology annotation, biological process: regulation of DNA-templated transcription. The record is from RefSeq and is a predicted model, not a curated record.